AUGUACACAAUUUCGUCUACUUUCAUGAAGAAAUGUAUCCCUAAACCUGCAAUUUAUUCACUUGCCGAAAUCGCCAAACCCACCUUUCUACCACCUCUCUCCGCCCUAAAACUAGCUAACAAUCCACCGGAUAUCUCCUUAAAAAAUCCACCGGAAUUCCCAUCUAAGCCACCACCGGAGCUUGAUUUCAGUGUGCCACAGGAGUUGCCAAGAACGCCAAACGUCCCUGACUUCGAUCCCAUUCCUCCCGAAAAGCCGGCGGAUCCUCCCCCGCUUUCACCAAAUCCGACACCAGAGUUUCCAGGGCCACCGAAUCCAGAUCCGGAGAUCCAACCACCAGGGCCGGAGAUCCCAGAGCCGCCAAUGACUCCUGGUGGUCCUGAGGUGGUUCCACCAACAACACCGGAAUGGAUGCCGCCGAAGCCGCCGGAUGUGGGGCCGGAACAUCCAACCUUACCAGAUAUUCCAUUACCUUCUGCUUGA
This is a messenger RNA of Lactuca virosa, 483 nucleotides long. NCBI's taxonomy places the organism in Eukaryota, Viridiplantae, Streptophyta, Magnoliopsida, Asterales, Asteraceae. The record is from the annotation of a GenBank genome assembly.